Bactrocera oleae (olive fruit fly) is the source of this 6634-nucleotide messenger RNA. It is a transcript of the gene pot, whose product is annotated as papillote. The record is from RefSeq and is a predicted model, not a curated record. Lineage: Eukaryota; Metazoa; Arthropoda; Insecta; Diptera; Tephritidae.
GGCUAAAACAGUCGAGAGCAGAUAAUCAAACAGUGCGGGUCACUGUACGGAAUAUUGUGGUACUUACUAUCAUUAUUGGUGUAUACAUAUGUAUAUACUUUUGGCAGUUAGAUAGUGUGUUGUGUUUUGCUAGUCACUUGUUCGCUUUUGUGUUUUCAAAACAAGAGACGAACAAAUAUUUAAAGAAGUUUCGUGAACUUGUUUUAAUGUACAUAUAUUUUUCUCCGCUUGUCAAAUAACAGAGACUGAAAACAUUGUUUUGGAGACUUUGACCACUCAGCCAACGCAAGUUUUUCAACAGAGAUUAAAUUUGCCUAAAAUUUUAUAUUGGAUAGACAUUUUGAGUGCACGCAAAACUGAGUUGCAGGCGUUAAAAGUUCAUAAUCACAACAAGAGAAAAUAUAAAGCGUCUACAGACAAAUUGAUCGAAAAUGGGCUGGUCGCCUCUGCUAUGGUAUCUGCUAUUAGCAUUGAGCACAACAGUUAUUCUCAAUGAUGUUCAAGCCCAAUCGAAUUAUGUACAGCAAGGAGAUAGUGGGAACUAUACAACAAAUGGACUGCCUGAGGAAGCUACUUUGGAUGGAAAGGUCACCAAGUUAGAUGAUAUUAGUCCAUUGAUAUUUUUGAAUCGCACGAAAGCAGCGCUUAAUUGUGCCGCUGGUUCAAUGCAAGUCGACAUGAAGUUCAAUGAACCUUUCCACGGCAUCAUUCAAGCAGAUUAUGAUCGUAGCAGCGCUUGUCGCGUGAAUGGCAAAGGUGCCCUGAGUUAUAGACUGGAGCUACCCCUUAAAGGAUGUGGUACUAUACAGAAUCCUACUCGCGUUUUUACAAACAACAUAAUUGUGCGUUUUCAUGCCAAUUUGGAAAUGGACGGUGAUGAGAUCAUUACAAUUGUAUGUCGUUAUCCGCCGCCCAUACCUUCACUGCCACCAGCCUUACCAGCACCUAUCUUGAAUCCCAUCGCAACUGGUUCCGUUUUACAGCCGCCUCUUAAGGGUAUACAGCUCCUUCUAAUUAUUUGCGCAAUCAUGUUCCUUACAUUACUGUUACUUGGUUUGGCUGUUUCAUACUACUGUCUGCGCAGUCGUCCAAUACCGGUAGUACGGCGUCUUCCAAUGUCAAUGGGAAGUGGCUCAGAAAUCACAAAAUUAAGUGGUAGUAGCAUGGGUAAUAUCAGCGCAUUCGAAGGUGUCAAAAUACCCCGAGCUAUGGUUCCAUUAGCGGCUGUACAUAGUUCAUCGGGUAGCGAAGGUGCGCUCAUACCUUCGGACUAUCCCAGCGAGUCACAUUCCGAAAUCGAAGAAAUCGAUACGAGAUCACUGCCAUUUAGCUCAGCAGGUAGCUUUGAAAAUCGUGCAUUUGUCCAAGAAACUUCCAGCAUUUAUAGCGAUCACUAUGGACAUACUCAAGAAGUUCAGGCCGCUAAUGCGUUAGCUACUUCAGUUCCUCGUCAUCCUAUUGCCAUUAAAGAAUCUUCAUCACCGAAAUUCGAUGUUCAAGUGCGCGUUAAGAAGUCGCCGCCACCUCCACCUUCACCCGUUACCUCAGACACUGAAAGUGUCGCAACACUUCGUCCAGAUCGUAAUAAUCUAUCGACUAUUAUAGAGACACAUGAAGACCGUGAAAGUAUUAUGACUAUUGAUUCAAUGCCACCGCCAGAGCAGACUGUACAUACUCAGUUUACAUAUGUUCCUGAAUUACAUCCGAUACCUAAAAAUACAGCGGAAUCAUCACCUCCACCCCCACCAGAGCCUGUGUUCUCUGUUUAUGCACGCACACAUCAUGAAAUGGUCGACGGACGUCCUGAAACCUGGUCAGAUUUUACUGAUGCACCAACAGUUAGUGAGGUUACCGAUUUGCAUUCUGAAGCACCUGACAUGCACUCGGUUGGCGAAAUUGUCGAUAGUUCGCAUUUCUUCGAGGCAGAGUACCUUCCACCAGAGCCACCAAUUGUUGUGAAAAAACCUCAAGUCACAUCACAUACUGUAGAUGACGUAUAUUUGCGUACUAUUACCGAAAAGAAGACAAUUGAAGAUAUUGAGAGUCAUAAACGACGUGUUACCGAAUAUAAGGCGAAGGCUAAACCAUUGCCACCUCCCAUUCCUGAUCCAACUUGGGAUGUUAAGAUACGUAAUUAUCCAACUGAACGCGAACAGCAACGAUGGGAGAACUUCUCGGAUAUCUCAAGUGCUUCUGGCAUAACUCUCACGCCAAAGAUGGAGCGCUCCGAACUAACUUUGCCAAUAAUACCUAAAGAACCGCCACAACAAAUCUACGAUAACAAAGAGAAGCUGACCAGUCCACAGUUGGUGGGCAAUAUGAAACCCAUUGAAAUGCCACCAGAAGAUAAGGCUGUGCGCAACUGGGGUGUUCUAAUACGUGUCUUGGAAGAACCUGAAUUCUCCGAGGCAGAUGAUGCUAGUUCCGUGCAUUCCAGUGUUCAUCCACUCACACGCUACAUCAGCUACGACGACAAGGCCAAAUGGAAAGAGAUUAUAACUACAGAAUCGUCAUUGCGCACAAUGCUGACAGAAGCCGUGGUUCGUGAAGAUUUCGAACGAAUUCGCCAAGAUACUCGUUAUGAACGUAUAUUUGAGCCCCAGACUUGGGAUGUUAUCAUACGUAUACUGGCGCCACCCGCUGAUGAUGAUACGGAUGUGGAAAUGCGCGCACCAAAACGCUCCAAGAAAACCCAACCAUGGGACACGCGCUCGAGACGCAGUUCCUUGCCAACAUUGUACGAGUACGAUAGCGACGGCGGUUCCUCUGUGCGAACCAUACGCCAAGACCCAAGUAUGCCAUUACGUGACAAUAGUUUUAAUUUGCAACGUUCACGUCGCUCAUCGCGUACUUCAUAUCACACCGAUCAAAAUGAUUUCCGUUCUAUGUCUGAAGUUACUGUCGACUUUGGAAGACCCGAUCAUUUAGACAACGUUUCAGAUGCAAGUUCUUUUUACCCAAUGCAGUACUACGAUGAUGAAGACAGACGUUCUUUUCACAGAUCGGUUAGUCAUCCAUCACUAGCGCGUUCGGCAAGUGAAUUUACCGAGCACUGGGCGGCACCAGAUGAGCUUUCAUCACCAGAAGCCACGCCUAAAUCACGCCGUUCACAGCGUAUGACAACGUUCCAGCAGCAUAUACCGGCUCCACCGCCACCACCACGUUCUGGCCAAAUUGUGGCGCAGACCCAAAGCCAAUAUGUAGAGUCACGCCGCAGCACAACAUUCCACACAGAAAACGAAGCAGCACGAUCACGUGACGACUGGUAAACGUGAUGAUAUACAUAUAAUAUAUCUGCGUAUACAUAUAUCUCGUACCUAUAACCACGCAUAUGCUGCAGCGGUCGAGGGAGUCCAGUUCAAAAUUUGUAGGCGACGAUAAGAUAACAAAAGGGUGGAAAUAUAAUACAAAAGUCACUGCUUUCAGUAAAAGUCAUUGCCACUCUAUAUCAUGUGUAUAAUAAAUAAUUAUAAGUUCGUAUGUAUGAAUAUAAGUAUAUGGGACGGUUCUCAACCUAUAUGCGAUAUACAUAAACUAACAAGUAUUGAGCUCUACACGGCUGCCAAUUUAUAAAUAUAUGCAAAUGGUGUAAUAGGAAUACAUAACACAAGUGCCAAUUUCAAUAAUCCUCCUGCAGUCACUGCAUCUUAAAUUUAAAAAACUACUUAUAUUAACGGCGCGUAUGGUCGCAUAGAAUAUGCAUCAAGUACUCAUAACUUUUUUUAAAACAUUGUAUAAAUUAAUUGAACCGACAAUUGGAUAUUUAAAUAUAUGAAUUUAUUCAUUAUUUAUUAUAGCAAAAUGUCCUAAGUACGGUAUUCACAUAGGUAAACAUUUUUAUUAAUAAUAAAAUCGAAACUGUAUGUGUAACUGCAAUUUUAUGAAACUCAUCAUACGAAACAAUGUAUGAAUCUGCGUUGAAUAGUUUUAAAAACUUUCGUAAAGCAAUGUCCAAACCAACGCCUGCAAUCCCCAAAAAUAUCAACAUUAUUACAUUUGAGUCCAUAAAAAUUCUAUUGAGUGUGCAAAUUAGCCUCAUGUAAAACUUUGCACUCGCAACCAAAUUGAAAAGUGCUAACCGCAAACAGUUUGUGAACGGACGGACACACAAUAUCUCAGUCAAGUGGGAAGGCCCUCAUACAGUGCAUAGCUACAAAGUUUAGAAACUCGUAUGGGUUGAAUCAACAGCUAGCCAAUCAACUAUUGUAAAAACAGGUAAUACAUUUUUAAUUUUAGCCAAAAUAAAUAUAAGAAGGGAAAUUAAUCAGCAGGCGAUCCAGUGUAUAUCUAAUACUUGAAAUUAAAAAUGGGUUCGUAAAUAUAUGACGAAUAUGUACAUGAAAUGCUGUUUAUGGGCGUAUAUGUAAAUGUCUAAUGUAUACAUGUAAUAUACAAACAUACUUAUGUAUUUAUAUAUUUACAUAGAUCGUUAAGUUUUGCAUUGUAUCUAUAAUUAAAGUUAUCGGUCGCACCCACUAUGCAGUAGUAUUUCUACCCAUAUUGCUGCCAGUUUCUAUUUCUCACAUGUUUAGUUAGAUAAAACAUAAAGCCAAACACAAAUGAUACACAUAGAAAUAAGCACUAUGGGAGAAUAGUUGGCGUUUUUGCUGGUUUUUUAACCGCUUCAUGGUGGGUUGAAUUUGAAAUCUAGUGUAUAAAAUUUUUACAUAUUACACAUAUUGCUCAGUGAAACUUUGAUACAAUUGGCAGCGCUACUUUUGAAGCUAUAAUACAAAUUUACCACUCCAUCUCCAAAACUUAAAUUGUUGGAUUUAAUUUUUAAUUAAGAUUAAUAUAAAUGACUUUAAGUUACUUAUUUAUUGCGAAUCUACAUUCAGAGUUUACAAUAGGAAACUUGAAAAUUAACGCGUAAAUAGUUUUUAAAAAAUGUUAAAUUAAAAAAUUAUAUUAUUUAUUUAUUUUGAAAUUUUUUCAUAUAAAAAUUUAGAUACAAAGGCCUUGAAAACUAUUUUACAUAACUUUUAGAAUGAUUUUCGAUGCAACAUCACCUAUCUUGGAAUAUAAGCAUCGACAGAGCCAUAUAAACCUAUGUUAUAAUCAUAUAGGCUCUGCUGCAUAAGACAAAAUCGAUACAAAAACAUAAAUAAAUUGUAUUAGAUCCAGUUCCUUUUUAAUUUUUGUUCAAGUUCCUUCUGAAGUCAGCUCCCCGUGCAGUGUGAUUUAAAAAAUGUUUUCUCCGGCAUGCGAUUAGCACGUGCUUUUCUGCAGCACAAACAAAAAAAUUUUAGGUGAUACCCUUUUUUUGAUAUGGCUAAAACGCUUCUAAAACCCCAUACAUCAUAAUUGCAGCGACCGUUCAUUGACAAUGCUUAAAUGAUUUACAUAACUUACUUUGAUGCCCGGCAACGUAGAGCAGUAAUUGUUUUUGUUAAGGUAUAAUAUAAGUUUUGGCUUUUAUCUGGCGAUAGUUGCCACCAGCAGAUAUAAGUGGGGAUAGGAAUGAUUGAAUAGUAUGUCUUCAUCAAUCUAAAAUUAUCGUUCUUAUAAAAAUUACAACUAAUCUGGAAAAUGUAUUAUUUUACUACUUAAGUGAAAAAUUGCAAGUAAAUGAAUAGUGAAAAAUAAUGUUUAUCAGUAAAUAUGGAAAGAAAUAUACCACACAAUAGUAACAAAAUGAAUUUAUGUAUCAAAUUAUAAAUUAUUGUCUGAUUGUAUAAAUAUUGCACUUACAUAUACGAGUUUAGUUUUUAGACGUAUACGUAUUGAUUUUUCUUGCUCGUUCAAACUUUUUCAUUUAUUUCACGCACUAUUCUUAAAAAGAAUUUAAAAUUGAAAAUUUUUAUUUUAUUUUGUACUUUGAGAGAGUUUAUAUGUGUAUUGUUCCUCAUAAUCAGUAGGACAAUCCUUUAUUAUUGCUUUUAUUGAACUAAGAAUAAAAUCAGUGUGUAAAAACUGGAAAAGUUUGAAUACUCUAUAAUAAAUCUAAUUGCUUACUCAAAUUAUAUUUAAUAUAUUUUCUGCAUCGUAUGCGCAAGAUGCGAAUUAGCUCCGUAAGUGAUAAGUUUAUAUGUAUGGAGGUGGUGGGACUUUACUUUAAUCGAUUGGAUAAGUAAUUUUCACAUAUAAACACAAGUUAUUUCAAUUCCUAUAGUUUCCAAAACUGUAUAUAUUAAAGCUUCAAACCGUUAGAGAAUUUUAAAAUUCGAUUAUUUACAUAUAAAUAUCUAGUUUAUUUGUAAUCAGAAUCGAAACGACCUAGCGCACAAACAUAUGCACAAACAUCAAAAGUAAUAAGUAAAAGGAAUAAAGUAACGAUAAUUAACAUGCUUAACUGCUUUACUAAAAAUGCUUAUCUAAACUGCGAAUGAUAAAUAAAUAACCAAUUUAUAAUAUCACUUUAAUACUUGGAUGUGCUUGAACCACAACAAAAUAACAUAAAGCCAAGGCUUACGAUCAAAAUAGUAUAUACUUGAAUAAUAUACUGUGUGUAUAAAUAUGUACAUAUAUGACCAUGUCUAUAUAUAAUAUAAAAUACUCAAUUAAGCUUGGUUGAUAUCUUAUGUUAUGUAUUUUUUCAAGUAUUUUGAAGAAGAAAGUCGGUAAGAACUUCAAAUGAUCUAAAGUGUAAAAUUAAUAUUGAGAAAUAAAAAUCGGAAAUUAUUACUAACUAAAA